UCGUAAUUAAUUUGAACAGCUACCGCACUAGGCAUUGAGAAGUGAACGUGGCGAUCAAUGGUGAUGGCACGACAGCCGUCUCAGUCACCGCACGGCAGCUCCGUCGCUACUCCUUUCGGCUUUUAAUGAAACGACGCUCCUCAGUAGCUAAGCUAACAAAGCUCAAAAUGCGGGAAGCAAAUGACGCGGAAUAUGUAGGUCUAGAGUCAGGAGUAUCUCCUAGGUUGGAAAACCUCAAUAAGGUAUCUAUCAUACCUCUUGUUUUCCUCAUUUUCUAUGAGGUUUCAGGAGGGCCAUUUGGCGUCGAAGAUAGUGUUCAGGCUGCUGGACCCCUUCUGGCCUUGCUCGGCUUUGUGCUUUUUCCAUUCAUAUGGAGCAUUCCAGAAGCCUUAAUAACAGCUGAAUUGGGUACUAUGUUUCCGGAAAAUGGAGGAUAUGUAGUUUGGGUUUCAGCAGCCUUGGGUCCAUAUUGGGGAUUUCAGCAAGGAUGGAUGAAGUGGCUGAGUGGAGUUAUUGACAAUGCACUCUAUCCUGUGCUGUUUCUGGAUUAUCUGAAAUCAGCUGUGCCGGUUUUAGCAGAUGGUUUUCCACGAAUCACAGCGCUGUUAUUUCUAACUUUCGCAUUGACUUAUCUUAACUACCGAGGGCUAACAAUAGUCGGAUGGGUUGCUACAUUGUUAGGUGUGUUUUCUCUGCUUCCCUUCUUGUUCAUGGGAGUCGUUGCAGUUCCUGAACUGGAGCCGUCGAGGUGGUUCGUUGUCGAUUUCAAUAACAUCAACUGGGCGCUAUAUUUAAACACAUUGUUUUGGAAUUUAAACUAUUGGGAUUCGAUCAGUACUCUUGCCGGUGAGGUCGGAGAUCCCGGAAGAACACUCCCGAAGGCUCUAUUAUACGCGCUUAUCCUCGUUUUCUUGGCGUACUUUUUUCCUCUUCUGAUAGGUACUGGAGCAGUUCCACUUGACCGCGACGAGUGGAGCGACGGAUAUUUCUCGGAUAUCGGUAAAAUCCUCGGAGGGGUGUGGUUGAGAUCGUGGAUCCAAGUGGCGUCUGCCGUGUCGAAUAUGGGGAUGUUCGUAGCCGAGAUGAGCAGCGACUCUUUCCAACUUCUUGGCAUGGCGGAACGCGGAAUGCUCCCCGAGUGUUUCGCCAAAAGAUCGCGCUACGGAACCCCUCUAAUCGGUAUAAUCUUCUCGGCAUCGGGUGUGAUACUGCUUUCAUGGCUCAGCUUUCAAGAGAUAGUCGCCGCAGAGAAUUACUUAUACUGUUUCGGAAUGAUCAUGGAAUUCAUAGCUUUUGUGAAGCUAAGAUUCGACCAUCCAACAGCUUCUCGAUCAUAUAAAGUGCCUUUAGGUACUGCUGGGAUAAUUCUGAUGUGCAUUCCUCCGACCAUACUAAUAUUGGUCGUAUUGGCGCUCGCGUCUUUCAAAGUUAUGGCCAUUAGCCUCGUCGCGAUUUUUGUAGGACUUGUCCUCGAGCCUUGCUUGAAGUACAGCGAGGAGAAGCGAUGGUUCAGGUUCUCGAGGGUUCUUGAUUAUGAUCCUACGGAAUGACAACAGAGCUAGCCGGAGUCAGGCAGUUUGAAUAUCCUUUGAUGAAACGGGAAGGUUACCGUACUGAUUUGGACAAAUCGGCUUCAUGGAAAUUAAUUUUUGCCGUUUAUAUGUUGUAUUUAUAUUAUGUUAAUACAUUAUUAUUAGUUAUAUUGUGUGUCGUCUUUCAAUGCAUAAUGUAUUGUUGGUUCAGUUAUGAAUGUUAUAAUUUAGUGCAAUAUCAGUUAACAU
Messenger RNA from Andrographis paniculata, 1781 nucleotides. Its product is annotated as probable polyamine transporter At1g31830. The transcript is spliced from 3 exons. Gene Ontology annotation, cellular component: membrane. Gene Ontology annotation, biological process: transmembrane transport. Gene Ontology annotation, molecular function: transmembrane transporter activity. Lineage: Eukaryota; Viridiplantae; Streptophyta; Magnoliopsida; Lamiales; Acanthaceae. The record is from RefSeq and is a predicted model, not a curated record. The coding region runs from base 126 to 1550 and encodes 474 amino acids.